CACGAAUCUUACCACUAGCAAAUCGGUCAGAAAAUUAAUGUAGUUAAUGUAUAGGUAUCGAAAUGGACAUACGUUAUUAUGUCUUUCUGUGGUGCUGGCUUAUAGCGGAAUGUAAUUUCCAAGCACCAUCUGGAAAAAUUGACUUUGAUGGUUCCACACACAGCCCCGACCCAAAUAUCCAAACUGUGAAAACAUCUAAAACGGUAACAGCGUGUACUUCUAGCGGUUGCAACACUACAGAAUCUAAUAACAGCUCAUUGGUGAAUACAGAAAUUUUAGUACAUGUUCAAACAAAAGUAAAUCUAAAUCGAAACCAAAAUAAAUCAGAAGUAUCAGACUCUGGUGAGGUUCCUGUGUUAUUUGGUUGCAACGGAGAGAGAUGUAGUCCUGAUAGCUCUUAUUAUGGAUUUAAUAAGAAUGGGUAUAGAGCUUCGGAAGAAAAUAGGCAACACAAUUUAGUCCCCUCAUGGUUAGCAUCCAGACCAUAUGGUAAUAGCCACGAUUCCCAAGGGUUUUGGGAGACUAAUUUUGAUCAUAAUGCUCAAGAUAAUAGCUAUGACUCAAGAAAUCCUAUAUCUUUUAAUCCGAAUAGCUUCCCUAGACCUCUCCCUCAACCUCGACCAUUGGACAGGCCAAGGUUAGAGACUAAUCAAGAAAUUCACAUUCCGCAUUUCACACACUCAAACAACCAUCAUCAUUUCAACAAUGAGCCUCCAUUCCUCAUUGUCAACAGUAUUAAAAGACGUUUUCAAAAUCCCGUGGAGUUUAGAACCGGCACAACUAAUCAGUGGAGGCCUACAUUUGAAAUAAAUCAGAAUCAUAAGUAUGAUUUUAAUGAAGAUAAUCGUAACUUUAUAAAUCCCAAUGAUAAUGCUGGCACAUUUCGUCACUACCAACCACCACCAAUUAAUAUAUUUAAUAGACAUGAGAAUGGUUUGGAAUGUAUCUGUAAAAAACCACAUAGUGAUUUGGAAUCAGCAGGAACAAAUCAUGUUGGUGUUACACGCGGCGGUCAUGGGAUUAAAUUGAAUAGACAAAGUAGUGGAUUUAUUGAUGACAAACUUGCUCCUUUAAAUUAGGCCUUAAUAAAAAGUAUUCCUUUAUUUUAAUAUAAACGCGAUUUUA
This is a messenger RNA of Anthonomus grandis grandis, 1125 nucleotides long. RefSeq lists its product as uncharacterized. The record is from RefSeq and is a predicted model, not a curated record. The transcript is spliced from 5 exons. NCBI's taxonomy places the organism in Eukaryota, Metazoa, Arthropoda, Insecta, Coleoptera, Curculionidae. Bases 63 to 1079 code for a protein of 338 amino acids.